UCCAAACUACCGAAAACUAAAUUAGCUGAUCGGUUUUAAACUCCUCCACUUUUCUAAAGCAAUAAACGUUUUUGCCACCAACUUCCGUUGGUUAAUUAAAGUAGAUAUAGAGAUAGUUGCACAGAUAGCAGGAGAAUGGCAGACUCGGCGGCGGCCAACAGCGACGGGGAGGACGGACCCCGCGAGCCCAUGCGGGGCUUCGCGCGCCAGGGAGCCCUUCGCCAGAAGAACGUGCAUGAGGUGAAGGACCACAAAUUCAUCGCGCGCUUCUUCAAGCAGCCCACCUUCUGCAGCCACUGCACCGACUUCAUCUGGGGUUUUGGCAAGCAGGGAUUCCAGUGUCAAGUUUGUUGUUUCGUGGUUCACAAACGUUGCCAUGAGUUCGUCACUUUCUCCUGUCCAGGCGCUGAUAAAGGACCUGCAUCAGAUGACCCGAGGGCAAAGCAUAGGUUUAAGAUCCAUACCUACUCCAGCCCGACUUUCUGUGACCACUGUGGCUCUCUGCUCUACGGCCUUCUACACCAGGGCAUGAGAUGUGACCACUGUAUGAUGAACAUCCAUAAGCGCUGUGUGGCUAACGUGCCGAGCCUGUGUGGGACAGACCACACAGAGAGGAGAGGCCGUAUCAAGAUCACUGCUGAGAUCAAGACUAAUGUGCUCACUGUUACCAUAAUAGAGGCCAGGAAUCUGGUUCCUAUGGAUCCCAACGGUCUGUCAGACCCCUACGUGAAGCUUAAACUGAUCCCAGACCCCCGCAGCGAGAGCAAACAGAAGACCAAGACCAUUAAGUGCUGCCUCAACCCCACCUGGAAUGAGACCUUUAAAUUCCACCUGAAGGAGUGCGAUAAGGACCGCCGUCUGUCGGUGGAGGCGUGGGACUGGGACCUGACCAGCCGCAACGACUUCAUGGGAUCACUGUCCUUUGGCAUCUCGGAGCUCCAGAAACAAGGAGUAGAUGGAUGGUUUAAGAUGCUCUCCCAGGAAGAAGGAGAGUACUUCAAUGUUCCCGUUGCUCCAGAAGGGGAGGAGGGCAACGAGGAGUUACGGCAGAAAUUUGAGAGGGCUAAGAUUGGUCCAAGCAAGAACACAGAGGGCAAGUCGGCCAAUGCCGCCCGGUUCGACUCCAAUGGCAACCAAGAUCGCAUGAAGCUGUCUGACUUCAACUUUCUGAUGGUGUUGGGAAAGGGAAGCUUUGGCAAGGUGAUGCUGGCAGAGCGUAAAGGGACAGAGGAUCUAUACGCCAUAAAGAUCCUGAAGAAGGAUGUUGUGAUCCAGGAUGAUGAUGUGGAGUGCACCAUGGUGGAGAAGAGAGUGUUAGCGUUGGCUGGAAAGCCCCCGUUCUUAACACAGCUGCACUCCACCUUCCAGAGCAUGGACCGUUUGUAUUUUGUCAUGGAGUACAUCAACGGCGGAGAUCUCAUGUAUCAGAUUCAGCAGGUCGGCAAGUUCAAAGAGCCCCAUGCUGUAUUCUAUGCGGCAGAGAUAGCCAUUGGUCUGUUCUUCCUACAUCUAAAGGGCAUCAUCUACAGGGACCUGAAGCUGGACAACGUGAUGCUGGACUGCGAGGGCCACAUUAAGAUAGCGGACUUUGGCAUGUGUAAAGAAAAUAUGUUGGAUGGAGUCACCACCAAGACCUUCUGUGGAACACCAGACUACAUAGCUCCUGAGAUCAUAGCCUACCAACCUUAUGGAAGAUCUGUGGACUGGUGGGCCUUCGGAGUAUUGCUCUAUGAGAUGCUGGCUGGACAGCCUCCAUUUGAUGGUGAGGAUGAGGAUGAGUUAUUUCAGUCCAUCAUGGAGCAUCACGUCUCCUAUCCCAAGUCAAUGUCCAAAGAGGCUGUCGCUGUCUGUAAAGGGCUGAUGACUAAACAUCCAGCGAAACGACUGGGCUGCGGUCCGGAGGGCGAGCGAGACAUCAGGGAGCACAGCUUCUUCCGCUACAUGGACUGGGAGAAGCUGGAGAACAAGGAAGUGCAGCCGCCGUUUAAACCCAAAGCUUGUGGCCGGGAUGCGGAGAACUUUGACCGUUUUUUCACACGCCACCCGCCGGUGCUGACCCCUCCCGAUGAGGAAGUGAUUCAGAACCUGGACCAGGACGAGUUCCAGGGAUUCUCCUUUAUCAACCCAGAGUUCCCAGGAACUGCUGCUACCACCCCUGCCACCGAGCAGGCUUGAUUUCAGCUCAUGCACGGACACAUGCACGCACACACACACACACACACACACAAACACACACACACACACAAUCAUAUACAUCAUAAUUUCCCCCAAAAUCAACCCUGUGUACCCUGAAACAUACAGUACACAUACAGAAAAAACAUAUCAAUUCUAAAUAUCCUCUCAUAGCCCCAACAAAACCACAAGUUUAACUGAUACACAGAAGUACAGAGUAAACUUUAAACGCACACAUUUCUCAUUCACACUGUUGCAACCUGGAUGAGUGUAUAUAAACAAAUCAGCUUAUCAGAUAAUUAUUAUUUAGUUUGCAAAAUACGCCAUAGAGUAUGACAUUCACUAUCUCCGAGCAUUGUUUUUGAGAAGUUCACCAUUAUAAGUCAAAUAUAGAAAAAUAUUGUGCAUGAAACUACAGUAAAUCUGACUUAUUUAGCAUUUUGAGUUGAUUUUCGACUUGUGGACAUCAUCAAAAUCUGUGUUCAAAAUGAAUGAUGACCUUUAAACUUUCAGCAAACAUCAGAUUUAAACCUCCACUCACUUACAGACACAUUAAAGUACAACACAUUAACUAGCUAAUUACAGAAAUAUUGACAGAGCAUGAUUCCCCCUUCACUUCCAUCUACACACCUGCACAAUAAUAUUAACUCUACAUGUAACAUAGCCGCAGCAUUUCAUGUUAUGACUCUUUUUGGGGGUGGAAAUUGUGAUUCAACUUUUCUUUUACUCAUUCCUCGGCUCUUCCAGCGCGCUCUGAGUUAGGCUUGUAAUUCUGGUGUGCUUUUUAAUCAACGUAAAGGAAUAUUAGUGUCUGUAUGUUUAUUCUUAUCUUAGCUAAAACUGGAAUGCUUGACCUAUUUGUGCAUGAGUUUCUAUAUCAAUAAUAGCCCUGGACUUUGUCUCCCAGCUGCAUUUUAGCAUCUUAUCUCUAACUGCCAUCUUGCAGUUUUCAAAAUGAGCAUUUGAAAAACAAACUGCGGAGUAAUAUUUUACCCAAAGACAAAUAUUAUAAGCACAGAUUUUUUGCCAUGAAAUACCACAAAUAUUAGAAGUUUUUGUGUGUAUUUGCUGUCCUGUAGUGGGGUAAUGAUGGUAUAAUGCUGUUGGGAAAUGUAGUCCUCAUAAAGGCUUUGAGUCAGUUUAAUAGAUAGAAAGUACUACUUCUUAUACUCGGAUUUCCUGUAAUCUAGUAUUUAAGCAAUGAAAGAGACUAGCAGUCAGUUAUUUUGUGUUUUACAAAAGCAUGACUCCAAUACCUGGGCGUUUGUUUACAGUGUGUGUAUGCACAUAUGUGUUUUAUAUGUGUGGGAAUGAGUACCGUGUAUGAAAACGCACAUUUGCAUUUUUCGUGUCCAUGCCUGCCUUCCCAGCACCUUGCCUGGCCUUGUGUUUAUGUUUUUGGGUUUUUUUGUAUGGUGAAUGUCUGCACAACCCUUCAUAUGAAGCAGUACUGGCAUGCUCCACUUUACUUCUAACUAGUAGCUCCACAGGUGGUGGAAAAGAAAACAGGGGAAAACAAGUACAAGUAGAGCAGAAAAAAGGAUGUUUUCCUGGACAGAUGCAUGAUUUUGAAAUUGAAAUAAUUAGCAAAUAAUAUGAAGUUUCAGUAAAUGAUAGUUCCUGGAAAGCAGGUAGGGAUGUUCUAUGAUCUAUGGCCCAGGAACUAAAAUUCAACCCAGGUUCCUGCUUUCAAAAUGUAGAUUAACUACCUGAGCAUAUCAACAAUUUUCUAGGCCCAAGAACCUUUUUCUAAUCUAGUUUGUUUUGGUAACAUGGGAAAGAACUUGAAGCUCAACUCACUGUGAUUGGUGGUUCUGCACGAGUUAAAAAGUCCGCCCCAAACUACAGCAACAGUAAACACAGGUCAAAGCCAGGCAUUCUGGAGCAGGACAGUGUGUGUACGUUUUGUCUUUUGUUAUCCCCUAGCUAGCAAUAAUCCUGUCGACAGGAACCGGUACUGAACCAAACUUCAGAGGGCUCAGGUUAGCACUGUUACUGAUUUACAUAGAAAGGCUAUGAAGUAAUGAAGCUCGUAGGUAGGCGUAUUCAUCCCAGUCAUAAAGGUGGCUGUGUAUACACUGGAGUGCAGCCAAUGCUGCCUCGAAGAGGCCGAAGCACUUCCUCAUAUCACACUCCUCUUCAUCACAGAGGGACAUCAGGUUUACUGGUGUUUACUAUCAGUACCAGUGACAUGAAGUUGUCUUUAUCUGCAGCUUAAGAAGUCACUUUAGCUGUUUUUUGUGGUAUGAUAUCAUACAGUAAAUACACUUGAACAAAUAGCAAUUAUCUGUCAUGCUAGUAGUCUGACGAGUCAUGACAAUAGUAAGUGAUUAGGAAUCUUAAAAUAUCUAUGGAAAUGACUGGAAGUUAUCAGAUCAAUAUGAUGACAGUAAUGGUAAACCAGAAUACAGUGAUUAUUUCAAAAGAGGUAUUUUGAAAAGGUUUUUAUCCUAAAAUACUGAUCAAAUUCAGUAUUUUAGGAAUUUUAGGAUAAACACUGAAAGACACUGAUUAAGGGAAAAUAAUACUUAACAUCUUGAUAAGGUUGGUCCUGUUUGUGAUUUAUUGUCCUGACAUUUGAAUUGCUGAUGAGUUCAGCAACGUAGAGAGAGAGCAGCUUUAGUGCUUUCACGUUUCAUUCAUGACAUGUACAAGUAAACGCGACUAUUUUGUUUUUAUGACUUGACGAUAAAGUUAAAUCUGUGUCCAUUAUCUGUGUCAUAACUCCAUUUAAGGUAUUUAUUACAGUCAGUGUCUCCUGUAUUAUAACAACAACAAAUACCUAUAUAUACUUACACACACACACACAUAUAUAUGUGUGUGUGUGUAACUGUGUCAAAUGUUGAGACACAAUGUUGGUCAGUAUUGUAAAGGACUUAGAGGAGAGGUCUUACUUCAGGAUAUGUGUUUUUGUUUCGAUGAUUCCUCCCUGCUGAAGGAGAAGCAAAAUGAAUUCUGCAUGAAAAAAAAGGCUUUUGUUUUACCUUUUUCAUUAUUUAGGAUUUAUAUACAUUUAAUAUAUUAGGGUGAUUCAUGUUUCUGUGUCAGCAGUGCUUCAAAAGCGUGAUCCAGGCUACUGUUGUGUGCGCUAUGUGUGAAAAUAAUGAAAUAUAUCUAAAGAAAAACAAGGAAAAAAUGCUUUUCACAAUGCUUUCCAUGUGCCAAAUUUUUUUUUGUUUUCCAGGAAAAAACAGGCAUACCUAUAAU
Molecule: messenger RNA, 5379 nt
Organism: Scomber scombrus (Atlantic mackerel)
Lineage: Eukaryota; Metazoa; Chordata; Actinopteri; Scombriformes; Scombridae
Product: protein kinase C beta type-like
Exons: 17
Coding region: 136-2175 (679 amino acids)
Biological process (GO): protein phosphorylation
Molecular function (GO): ATP binding; diacylglycerol-dependent serine/threonine kinase activity; zinc ion binding
Source: RefSeq, a predicted model, not a curated record